GCUAGUGCUGGGGCUGGAGGAGGGACGCGCUGGAGCGGGGCCGCCGGGACUGAGCGAGCGACAGACGCGCCACCCGCCGACGCCGCAGCCGCUUGGGGCCCGCACGGACCCUCCAUCUGAGUGUAGAAUGAGCCAAGGAGAUUCAAACCCAGCAGCUAUUCCACAUGCAGCUGAAGAUAUUCAAGGAGAUGACAGAUGGAUGUCUCAGCACAACAGAUUUGUCCUGGACUGUAAAGACAAAGAGCCUGAUGUACUAUUUGUGGGGGACUCUAUGGUGCAGUUAAUGCAGCAAUAUGAGAUAUGGCGAGAACUUUUUUCCCCUCUUCAUGCACUGAAUUUUGGAAUUGGAGGAGAUACAACAAGACAUGUUUUAUGGAGACUAAAGAAUGGAGAACUGGAGAACAUUAGACCUAAGGUCAUUGUUGUCUGGGUAGGAACAAACAACCAUGAAAAUACAGCAGAAGAGGUAGCAGGUGGGAUUGAGGCCAUUGUACAACUUAUCAAUACAAGGCAGCCACAGGCCAAGAUCAUUGUAUUGGGUUUGUUACCACGAGGUGAGAAGCCCAACCCUUUGAGGCAAAAGAAUGCCAAGGUGAACCAGCUUCUCAAGGUUUCUUUGCCGAAGCUUGCCAAUGUUCAGCUCCUAGAUAUAGAUGGGGGCUUUGUGCACUCGGACGGUGCGAUCUCCUGCCACGACAUGUUUGAUUUUCUGCAUCUCACGGGAGGGGGCUAUGCAAAGAUCUGCAAACCUCUCCAUGAACUGAUCAUGCAGUUGUUGGAGGAAACACCUGAGGAGAAACAAACCACCAUUGCCUGACUGGCUUCCAUCAGUAUUAAUACCAUCACGGCUUCCUCAGAUCAGUUAUAUCACUGGCACUACAGAAUCCUUCUCUUUCUUAAGGCACUUUGUAUUGUAGAAUGUUAUUGGAUGUUCUUUCUAGUGUUUGAAGGGGAGGAGGGAUUUGAACUGAUCCUGUACAUAGAAGGUUUGUUUUAUACAGGAGAAAAAUUAGCCAAGGAAGAUUGUUGUUUAAAUUCAUUUGAAACCAGAAGGGGACUUUUAGUUUGUGUGACACAUUCAUUGAACUAUCACUGUUUUUCCUAGGAUGGCAUCAGCCUAAGUACUGAACAAUAUGAAGAUU
This is a messenger RNA of Orycteropus afer afer, 1142 nucleotides long. It is a transcript of the gene PAFAH1B2, whose product is annotated as platelet activating factor acetylhydrolase 1b catalytic subunit 2. Lineage: Eukaryota; Metazoa; Chordata; Mammalia; Tubulidentata; Orycteropodidae. The record is from RefSeq and is a predicted model, not a curated record.